Molecule: messenger RNA, 6947 nt
Organism: Zootoca vivipara (common lizard)
Lineage: Eukaryota; Metazoa; Chordata; Lepidosauria; Squamata; Lacertidae
Gene: TRIM23
Product: tripartite motif containing 23
Molecular function (GO): zinc ion binding; GTPase activity; GTP binding
Source: RefSeq, a predicted model, not a curated record
GAAACGGGCAUGCGCAAUGCUUACAGACCGGGUAUCGUUAAGAUACGGGGAAAGCGACCUUGUUGUGUGUGUGUUUUUUGACGUUUGUACCGUCUUCUUUACCUACGGCUCUCUUUGGUGACGUAGGCGCGUAACCCCGCCCCGUCUCCAGGGGGACACUCCGCUGUGGGAGCGGCGAAGGCAGCUGCUUCUUGGUCUUUCUCCUUCCUUCUCCAAGAUGGCCGCGCUGGGUAUAAACAAGGUCGGGGCUAGUGCGGGGCUGGAUGCCGGGAGCAGGCAGAGCCGGAGUCCGGCCGGGCCUGUGGUGAAGGUUCUGGAAUGUGGAGUCUGUGAAGAUGUAUUUUCACUGCAAGGAGACAAAGUUCCCAGACUGCUUUUGUGUGGUCAUACAGUCUGCCAUGACUGUCUCACUCGACUUCCUCUCCAUGGCAGAGCAGUUCGGUGUCCUUUUGAUCGGCAGGUUACUGAGUUAGGAGAUUCUGGUGUCUGGGGUUUGAAAAAAAACUUUGCUUUGUUGGAACUCCUGGAACGACUUCAAAAUGGGCUUGGUGGUCAGUGUGGGACAACUGAAGAAGCCAUUGGCCUCUCUGGAGAGUGCAUUGUCCGGUGUGAUGAAGAUGAAACGCAUCUUGCUUCAGUAUACUGCACUGUUUGUGCCACUCACCUGUGUGCAGAGUGUUCCCAACUCACACAUUCCACGAAGACACUUGCAAAACACAGACGUGUGCCCCUUGCUGAUAAACCUCAUGAGAAGACCAUGUGCUCUCAGCACCAAGUGCAUGCUAUUGAAUUUGUGUGCCUGGAAGAAGGAUGUCAAGCCAGUCCUCUCAUGUGUUGUGUCUGCAAAGAAUAUGGAAAGCAUCAGGGUCAUAAACACAGUGUUUUGGAACCAGAAGCAAACCAGAUCCGUGCUUCCAUUUUAGACAUGGCUCACUGUAUAAGAACUUUCACAGAAGAAAUAUCAGAUUAUUCUCGGAAACUAGUUGGAAUAGUUCAGCAAAUAGAAGGAGGAGAACAGAUAAUUGAAGAUGGAAUUGGAAUGGCUCAUACAGAACAUGUUCCAGGUACUGCAGAGAAUGCUCGUUCAUGUGUACGAGCCUAUUUUUCUGAUCUUCAUGAAACCCUCUGCCGCCAAGAAGAAAUGGCACUUAGUGUGGUUGAUGCCCAUGUGCGGGAGAAAUUGAUCUGGCUUAGGCAACAGCAAGAAGAUAUGACUAUUCUGUUGUCCCAGGUUUCAACAGCUUGCCUUCACUGUGAAAAGACACUGCAGCAGGAUGACUGCAGAGUUGUCUUGGCCAAACAAGAAAUUACAAGGCUUCUAGAAACACUACAAAAACAACAACAACAGUUUACCGAGCUUGCAGACCAUAUACAACUUGAUGCUAGCAUUCCAGUUACUUUUACAAAGGACAACAGGGUACACAUUGGGCCAAAAAUGGAGAUUCGUGUUGUAACUCUGGGUUUAGAUGGAGCUGGCAAGACAACCAUUUUAUUUAAGCUGAAGCAGGAUGAAUUCAUGCAACCUAUUCCAACAAUAGGUUUUAAUGUUGAAACUGUAGAAUAUAAAAAUCUGAAGUUCACUAUUUGGGAUGUAGGAGGUAAACACAAGCUGAGGCCUUUGUGGAAACAUUAUUACCUCAAUACACAAGCGGUGGUGUUUGUUAUUGAUAGCAGCCACAGAGACAGGGUCAGCGAAGCACACAGUGAACUUGCCAAACUGUUAACAGAAAAAGAGUUGCGAGAUGCUUUGCUGCUCAUCUUUGCCAAUAAGCAGGAUGUGGCAGGGGCACUUUCCGUAGAAGAAGUCACAGAAUUGCUGAGCCUGCACAAACUCUGCUGUGGUCGGAGCUGGUUCAUUCAAGGGUGUGAUGCCCGAAGUGGCAUGGGACUGUAUGAAGGACUGGAUUGGCUCUCGAGACAUCUGGUAGCUGCAGGUGUACUCGAUGUCGCUUAAGAUCCUCUUGAGAAGCAUUAAGCUUGAAGAUCACUUAAUUUAUUUGUGUGACUUGAGAUGGUCAAACACGAACUUUUCAUCUAAGGCUAUGUAUUCUAAAGAAAAUAACUAACAUUUUUGCUGGAAUGCUUAUUGGAGUGUGGUACAGUGAGUGUGUAAUUCCUGUAAAUUAUGGUAAUUCAAUAGUGACGUGAUGGAUUUGCAAGAAAGGUGCCUUGGUGUUUUUUUUUUUAAGAAAUGAAAUUUGAAAGGUCUUACACUUCCCUAUUAAGCAACUAAUUUAUCUUUUCACAAGUACUUUAGGAACUUAGCAUUUAUAUGACCUUGCUCCUUUCAGAGCUGGCCUUGCUGCAUUCACUUUUCUCAGAUCUCACUUGGGCACAAAGGCAAACACAAACCUUGAUAGAAAAAAAAAAGAAGUAGACAUGGUGCCGGGAUGGGCAUAGAGCCUAUGUACGUGUAGAUGUGUGUGCAUUUCGUCUGGGUACCUUGUGUAGCUUGCAUAUGUGAGAGUGUGGAAUGGCCAUACCUACCAGUGGCAAGUGGUCCUUGGAGUUGGUGAAUGCUGCCAUCAGGCCAAAAGACCUUUGCCAUCCUUACUCUAUAGCUCCAAAUAUUUUUUCCCCCUCUCGGAAGCUACUGCAACCAAACUCCUUCAAAGUUUCAUUGCCGUUUUCCUCCUUCAUCUUCCAUUUUAGAGGAAAAAACACCACCUUGCGGAAGGAUUGGCAGUAAAAUGGAUGCUGGAGUUUCUCAUGCAGGGUGAAACUCUUGGGCCUGGGUUAAUGGCCGGUGAGGUCUCCAGCUAUCCAAGUGUAGACCUAAAUGUGCCCUGGUUAAAAUCUCCUCUCAGUUGUAUUUGUUUGUCUGAGGCUGCAAGUGGAAGUUGCCUAAAUAUACAGUUUUAAUGACUUUUUUGAGGAAAUUUUAUUUUAAUCAGCUUCUUAAAAUCCUCCUUUCCCUCCUUCAUCUGAAUUCCAUAUGUACAUUGUGCCAUGCAGGCAGCUUCUGAUCUGGUGGUACAUGAUUACAUACCCCUCUUUCCAUAAGUUCAGUAAUGGUUUAUUUUCAGUUCUUGAUGGGAAAUCAUGUACAGUUUUGGAAAGCUGAAGUACCUUUCUUGCAACUCCCUAUAUAAGAAACAUUGAAGCACAAUUACACUGUCACAGUGGCUGCACUUUUACUCAUAUCUGGGGUAAGCUUUGCCUUCAAAACUUCUUUUCGGCUACAAUUCUAUGGUGGAUAGGCUUGUAUAUAUAUUUUCUAAUGCCAGAGGAUCUGUGAAUGGGGAAGGCUCUGUAACAAGGAUCUGUAGCAGUUUAUCUCAUUAGCCUUAAUCAGUUCAUCACUUGGUUAGCUGCUUGAGCACAUUGUGUUUUGCAGGUCAGUGAAAUAUUUAACUCAAUUACAUGAAGACACCAGUUGUUAGCAUUUGGAUUCAUCCUUUUGGACAUUCAGUGCAUUGAGGAAAGAGGAUGUGCAUCUUUGACAGGACACUCAAGUUACAGGACCCAAGUUCUGUAACAUACAUCUGGAUAACCACCUGCAAAUAUACCAAUGGAGGAAUUGAGUGCAGCUGUGUGAGGACGUUCCCUGUAUCUUAUACCAUGUAUGUGCUUGAGUAAAAGUUCAGAGUUCAAAUGCCGAUUCCAUGCUGCUGUAGUCACUAGUCCCCAGGUUGCAGCAGGCAGGGCUGAGGCAGGCAAAUUUGACUACUGGUACUGGCCUAAACAAGAUAGUUCUGUUUUUUAAAUCCAAAUUCUCUCCCCAAGCAACAUAGGAAUUAAACAUCACACACUUCUAAUUGUGCUCUCAGCACGAGAAUUUCUGCUUGCCAGACAAAAUUAUCCUCCCUCUCCUUCCUAUGGACUGUUCCAGGGAUUUACCAACCCUCCAGAGCAGAUUUGGGAAAGGAGGGGGAGAGCUGCAUUGCAUUAGCAGGAGUCCUAGUGCUGGCUUCCAUUGACAAGUUGGGUUAGUUGAAUCUGGCCUGUAAUGUUCCUUUCAGAAACUCUUUGAGUAGACUGUUUUCCCUAUGUUGGUUUUAGAUAAGACAACUAAUAUUAGAUAAUUAUAACUACUAAUUAGAUAAUCCUUUGGGGUAGCAGUAUAUCAGCUUACCCAGAGCAGCACCUCAUGGUUCCACGUGCAACAUGUGUUUACUUCAAAUAGAGAUCUGUUCAAAACGUUAAUGCUGAAAUGGUUGAACAUGUUGCUUUUUGUAAGCAGUCGUACACAUUGAGGGAUGCAGCGCAAGACCAUACAUAAGUUUUUUUUGGGGGGGGGUGGAAGAUUUAAGUUACACUGUGUCCAUUGAGGCUUUUUCUGUGUAACUGAGCGUAGGACUGCAGUAUUAACUACCUUUCCAACCUUUCUGAUGAAAUGUUCCUGGUAAGCUGAUCUAGAAAAAUGUUACUAAGGGGUCUCAAAUUCUUUACAAAUAUAAGUCUCCAAAGUGUCUGAAUACCUUGAAAGCUUCAUGCAGUGUUCAGUUAGGAAGGAAUAUUGCAUAGAGUAGGCUGCCACAAAUUCUACGUCUGAUUUUAAGCAUGAGAAUUCUGCUACUUAGCUGAGAUACAGUUCUUGUCAUGAUGCAGUUCCUUUCUUUUCUGGCUCUUCUAGAUGAAGCAGAUACUCACAACCACUCUCACUUUAACUAAAAUCCUGUUUGCUGAAUCCUGCUUAGUUACAGCAAGUGGCUAUCACUGCCCAUACAAGAGACCUUUACCCUCAAGGAACUUUCCUCUGCCUCAAUGAAUAACCUCUUCACAGCAUACCACAAAGCUAGACUUGACGCUUUUAUGUGCAAGGCCUAGCUGUGUGUGUUUGAAAUAAUUUGGAGACUUUUGACUGCAUUUCAGUGAGGCCAGGCUUUCACUUAUUUAUACCCUCUUUUAUUCUUCAACACUAUUCAAAUGCAUGACAACACGUGAUAAUGCAGCGGUUGGGAAGGGUAAAUGUGAAUUGUUCUUCUGUGGCUUUAAUAGCUGUAACGUUAUUGUUCUGGGCUCUCCUUGUAAAACACUCGAGAUGUUUUAGGACAUUGGAUAAAUACUUGUUUUUCAAAAACCUGUUUGUUCCUGUCAAGCUCUACUAUAAAUUUAGUGGGCUUGCAUUAAAAGUAUUGAAAUCCACUUAAGUGACUGUGAAAAUAAGUGUUGCAUUUGUUUGAAUUCAAACAAUUACCAGAUAAAAUUUUAGCAGCUUGUUUGUACUGUAUAUAACAAUUUCAGCUAUAAACUUAAGCUUGUUUCAUAUGAUGUUGAGCUUCAACACAGUUUAGUAUACUGAUAUGUGCUUGUUUUUAAGAAGUGUUUCAACUCCAAGGAGAUUUUUAAAGGUUAGCAUAAAAGCUGUAUUAAGAACAGGCACUGUUUGUAAAACAAUUGGGUCAUAGUCUAGUUUUAACUGUGAAACUAAAAUGCAACAUUCAGUGACAAUAAAGAGGUGUAUAUUAACGUAUUGCUUUAAAAAAUAACGUAUUAACGUAUAGAGCUUCAUUCCUUGACAUACUCUAGCUUUUAACUGUAUGUAAUGAAUUCUUUUCUAAUUGUGGAUUGGGAGUGAAUGGAAAUAUUGAGACGGGUUAUAGCACCAAGAAUUCCAUGUUCUGGGGCUACAUGAGGUAUAAAAUAGCUCAUGAAACAAUGUUGGAUUAAAAAAAAUUGAUGGUGUGAUUUCAAAAUGGCCCUGGACUCCUAACAAUAAAAAUUCUCUAACCAGCUGGUGGAAUGUGUCGUCUUUCUGAGGUAGAUUUUUGCUGCUUAAUUUCUCCCCCCCCCCCCCAAUUCAAUUUUUUUUUAAUGGUCAACCAACAAAGUGAAUAAUGAGUGAAUGUGUCUGGAUGUUGGAUGGUUUAUAUUUUUAAGUGGGAAUGGGAGGUUUCAAAUGAAUGCUAAUUGUCUCCUGCCAUUCUUUAUAGAUGUCAGCUCGCAUAAGAAUGUGGUCAAAACAAAUGGCACAUGUGUGCAUGUUUAGAGGUUGACCUCACUUAGUCUUGGGGCACAAAAUGAAGGUGAUGAGUGAAGGGAAACUGGCUGAUAUGCAUGGAUAGCCUGCAGUCUGAAGCUAGCAGAUAAAAUUGAAACCAGGAGCCAGUGGAGGUGCCUAGGUAAUGCUGGCAAAUGACAGCCACCCCACUCACUGUUCUCAUAUGUCUUCCUUCCAGGGAUUACUGAAGCAAGGUUUUCUUGAGACAACCCCUGAAAGCAAUGAAGAAGAGUACAGGGCUUAAGUAAAGUGGGAUGGUUCUCAUCCUCCCUCCCCUCUCUGGGUUUCUCUUCUGCUCUUCCUCAACGCAGCUAAGAUAUUUAGCAUCACUUGCUCUUCUUCCAAGCCAAGCACUUCUAAGAAACUGCAAGUUGCGGGAACCACUUCCUCAUUAGUGCCAUCUAGUGCCGAGAGAGAAAUUGUUCCUCCUGCCCCGUGCCAUCCCCCAAGUUCUUUAAUGAACCCACCCUGAGCCGCACUGAAGCAACAGUUUUGCUUUUCUCCUGCAGACAGACUGCAGGGAUUCCACCCCAUGAAGGAGGGAAACGGAUGGAUGGAAGUAGGCAAUUAUCUGGCAGUGGUAUGCCAAAAAGUGUUGCAAGGUUAUGCACCUUUGCUGCCUCCCAAAUAGGAACGUACACACCCUGCAACCAUCUGCCAGGGGGAAAAGGUGAACUUUUCCCAAUCUUGCUCAAAUUUCAAGAACAAUGGAUUAAGAAAGGGACAAAUCACUAUAAUCCUUUUAUAACAAAUUCCACUCAAAACCUAAAGAAUACCUAUUUAGUAUUAGCAAUUAUUAGCGGAUCAAAUUAUCACUUGUGUGCUAUUUAGUGUAAAGAGAUUUUUAUUGUCAAGAAUGCACAGUAAUAUGAUUAUGGUUACAUGUUGUAUUUGCAAUUAAAUAUAUUUAAAACCCUAAAAAACCUUUUUUCCCCAUUCUAUUUUGUGGGUAAUGAGUUGGAAGACACAAAUAUAUUUCAGUGCUGGAAUAGAGCUGCUUGCA